Molecule: messenger RNA, 7054 nt
Organism: Exophiala mesophila
Lineage: Eukaryota; Fungi; Ascomycota; Eurotiomycetes; Chaetothyriales; Herpotrichiellaceae
Exons: 3
Coding region: 45-6965 (2306 amino acids)
Biological process (GO): DNA damage checkpoint signaling; protein phosphorylation; telomere maintenance
Cellular component (GO): nucleus
Molecular function (GO): protein serine/threonine kinase activity; protein binding
Source: RefSeq, a predicted model, not a curated record
CAAAUCUUCAAUCAAAGACCACUAACGCAUGAUCUGGACAAGCGAUGGCGCCAGUGCUUACAGCACGACAAUCUAAUGGCUUUGAGCCACCGCCGUCAUCCAUGCUGGCCACUCAUGUGGUACAUGCCCAUGGUGUGCCAGACCUGGACCGAGACAAUUUCCAGCAACUUUUGACAGAAGUGCUGAGCACAGAUGAACAAGGCCAACCCAAUCUUGGUACGGACAUUGCAGUCAACCACAAAUUGAUUUGUAUCAUAUUUCAGGUUGGUAUCGAACCGAGCCUGGCUGAGGAUCCUUUCAAGCCUUCCAAAGGAUCAGGUAGGGCAGAUUCUCAGAUGAAAAGUUGCCUCGAAGUGAUUAAACUGGCAAUUGAAAAGUCGCCCCAGGUUCUGUUCGUCAAGUCUGAUCCUCAGGGUCGAGAUAAGUCCGACGAUUCUCUGCCACUUUACUUCUGGCUCAUCUCUCAUCUUCUCCCGCUGUUGGCCUCCGCUUCGAGCGUUGGGGUACGCGAUGAUAUCUUGGGUCUUAUCAAAUCCAUGGUCACAAGUGACAGAAGCAGCUCUCCAGCUCAAACCUCCGAAGUCGUAUUAGAUUUCGUCCGCGCUUGCAUUUCUGCUAUUCUUGAGAUCACAUUAUCUUCACAACAGCUUUCUGCUGCUCACAAACCAAUCGUUGUCGAUGCCGAAGAUUUUGCCUCCUCCUUCUCGAAUCUUUUUAGAGGAGUUCCCCACCACUCGAUCAGCCUUACAUUCCCCGAUUCUUGCCGGUUGCUUCUUGCCUUGAGCCAUGUCCUAAAAAUCGUUGCUGAGACUUGUGAUUCCCGCCUCAGCAAAAUUCAAUAUAGAAAGGUUGCCUUGAAACUACACCAAGCCUUUGAAGACACGGUGAGAACUGAGGUUUCAAAUCCUGAAGCAGAGAUUCUCAAUGCAGAAAUGCAAUCACUAAGUCUACGAUUGUCCAUCCCGGGUUCUUGGUCUAGGUUUCCUCAAGUCCCUAUCUCGGAACCGAUCGUCUGGCCAGACAGCGAGCGGUCACGAAAGCGCAUGCGACUCUCCACUGAUGCAGAUGAUGAACGCACGGCUGAAACUUUUCGCCAAAGUCUAUGUCGACAGCUGACCAUAGCGCUGACUGGUCGCGCAACAAAUGACCUUGUUGGCCUCAGUCAGAUGGCUCCCGCAGGUUUCAAGCGUUUGAGCGAAGAGGAGCAAUGUCGAGCACUCGAUAUGCUGGGUCUCGUGUCUUGCAGCUGCGCUGCAAAUCUGCAUAUAUCACGCUGCAACUUAUGCGAUGAUGACGAGAUCACCGCAAAUAGGAAACUGCAAGACCACUCUUCUAUGGAGACCGAAUUGUUAGACACACUGGUUGCGAUCCUCCAGAACAUAUCACGCCAGUCAAAAGCGAGAGUGGUAGCGAUGACCGCUCUAAGGAGACUAAUUAUGCACUCGUUGUCAAGUACUCAAGUAAAGCUUGCGCAAACUGCUACCGGCGAUUGGUGUCUGCAAUCACUCAGAAGCUCAUCCAGGGAUUUGCGUGUUGCUGCAACGAGGACCCUCCAGGCUUACGUCGUGCAAAAGCGGUCCGUCGAUAUUUCUUUGAUCCGAGAAAACCGCAUCGCUGCACUCGACUUUCUCCACACUCUUUGGGAGAGAAGCGAGGCCUCCUUGCAAGAAACGUCAAUUUUAGCCCUGACUUCAAUGGCUCGAGUUGUUGGUGACGAGGAGCUAAACAUCAUUCUGGUCAGACUGGUCGAGUAUCUCGGCCACAAUAAUCCCUAUAUCAGCGGUCUUGUAUAUGCGGAAAUUCAGCAGCUCGCUCAGUCAAUCCAGACUAAUGUCUGGCCUUUGUUCCGCCCGUUUUGGAGAACACUGGGUGUUGUGUUUGCGAAAUCGCUGUCAACGCGCCCAAACGUUGGCAGCCAACUCUGCGACUUACUGGGAAUGGACAUGACUGGGUUGAUGAGCCACACAGCUCAGUAUGCACUGCCAUACUUGGUUUUGCACAAGGACCACGAGAGUAUUCGACGCUUCGCUGAAGCAAGUGGACCCUCAACAUCUAUCUUUGACCUUUGCACGCAGAUACAGAACCUGAGAGCAAUUCUUUCAUUUCUGCUCGUGCAACCAUUUGUCAAUGUGGAAGAGUCGAUUCUUCGCACCUUGACCGAAGUUUCCGACGAGUUUGGUAAGACAGACCUCGCCGAGUGGGUCACCCUUGACUCUAUACACAUCGCAUGUGAACUCCUCAAAGCGAUAGGCGACAGUGGGCAGGGCAAAUCCUCGCGAAUCUAUGUAGCCUUACAAGUGCUCGCUCAAUUGGUGGCUCGUCAACGUGGGCAAUCAUCAGGAACGAGGCGCAGCGACAACAUCGGCGCCUUCCUAGAAGCCAAUGUCCUAGCAAUAGUGACUCAUUUUACAAUCUUGCUUAACGAUCUCGAGGCAAAAGAAUCAAAGCUCGAGAAACGACGGUGUCUCGCUGCACUCGGCGAGAUUGUCAAGCUUGGAAGGUCCAGAGUCACACGUGCACUUCCCCAAAUCUGUGCUUGUCUUCGAUCGGGUCUUGACGAUCCAGAUCUAUGCAACGCUGCCUUCAACUCUUGGGUCGUCAUGAUCAAAUCAUUGAAGCGGGACGAUAUCGAACCUCUGAUUGAUCAGACAUUAGCCAUCAUCGUUCAAACGUGGGAGGUACUGGACACCACGUCACAACAGAAAGCAUACGAUACUGUGGAGGAUUUGCUCAAGAACCACGCAGACAUGGUACGCGACAACUUCAGCACCAUGCCAUCUCUAGCGAGUAUCCCUAUGAUGGCCAAGUUUGAUCAUGAGAUUGGUUCACUGAAGCGCCAGAUGGAUGAGAGGCAUCAAGUCAUUGCAUAUACGAAACGGGUGCAAGAUGAGAAUGAGUCUGUCGUCGAACAAGCCUUAGCUGAAUUAUCUCCUCUUCUCAAAGCAAAGCAAGAUCUGUUACAACGAUCGAUUCUUCAAGAACAGCCAGAUGAGUUCGUUGCAAAUCUCACUCGAGCCAUUUUAGACGCCGCAGUCAAAUUCAAUUCGAACAAUCAAGUCACAAGGCUGUGUGGAGAGUGCCUCGGCAGUAUUGGCUGUCUCGACUCGAGUAAGAUUGAAAGUACAAAGGAAAGGAAAAAUAUGGUAGUAUUAUCCAACUUCACCAAGGCUGAUGAAGUUAUACAAUGGGUUUUUCUCUUCUUGGAGAAUGUGCUGGUCAAGUGUUUUCUGUCUGCCAACACGACAAGGGCACAAGGCUUUCUAGGCUGGGCUAUGCAAGAAUAUCUCAAGUCCUGUGAGCAAGACGACCCUCCCGAAUCACGUGCCGGCAAUCUUGCAACGAAACUUUGGGAGGAACUCCCCGAGACUGUUCAAAACAUCUUGACGCCUUUCACCAAUUCGAAGUACCUCGUGGCCGAAGUGCGGGCCCCCGAGAAAGGACAAUAUCCCUACUUCAAGCCUGGGAUGCGGCAUCGUGAGUGGUUGCGCGCGGUUACGCUCGACUUCCUCCACCGUGGGCCGGGUGAUAAUGUUGAGUUGGUCUUUGGCAUCUCAUGCAGGAUCAUCCAUGGCCAGGACACUGCAAUCCCUGCUUUCUUAAUUCCAUAUGCAGCUGUCAAUUUGAUAGUGAGCGGCAUAGAAAGUGACAGCCGUGAUAUUAUCGAAGAGAUCAACAACAUCCUCAAACAGCCGUUGGAUGGUCAGGAGCGUCGUGUCCAGGAUGAUAUCAAGUUGUGCAGCCAAACAGUGUUCGAGAUUCUCGACUACAUGUCUGCAUGGCAUCAACAAAAGCGCAAGCAAUAUGCACUCAGUCUGUCAAGAUCCGAACGUGGACUGAAUGACCCUUCUCUUGGCAGUACUGCAGGACAGAUCCGGAGCAUUGAACGUGUACUUGAGGAAAUACCUCCUGAUGUACUAGCUCGUCGAGCAUUAGAGUGCAGAUCCUAUGCCAGGGCCUUGUUUCACUGGGAGCAACAUAUUCGCAAAUCGCAGUCGGAAAAUUUCGAGACCGAGCUCCAACGACUGCAAGACAUCUACGCCCAGAUCGACGAACCUGAUGGCAUUGAAGGAAUCUCGUCGCGAAUGCACGUCCUCGAUGUCGAGCAACAAGUUCUAGAACACCGGAAAGCUGGCCGUUGGACAGCGGCGCAGAGUUGGUACGAGAUGCAACUGGUCACUAAUCCCGAUGAUGUUGAUGCAAAAAAGAAUCUCAUGGACUGUCUCAAAGCUUCUGGGCAAUACGAUGUCCUGCUUCAUCAUUUCGAUGGUAUCCAAGGCCAGGGAAAUAUUCCUACACCACUUGCACCAUACGCUAUGGAGGCUGCGUGGGGAACUAGUCGGUGGGACAGGCUUGCUGCUUGUAUUCCAAAAACCGGAGGAUAUGACUUCACGUCCCAUAUUGCAGAGGUCAUGUUAGCGGUCAACAAACACGACGAGACAACCGCAAUUCAACUCCUCGAGGAACUGUACCGGACGACAACAUCAGAACUAACACCAGCAUCAAUUGUGUCAUUCCAGGCCGGACAUGAUACUUUACUCAGGCUGCACGUUCUGAACGACAUCCAUCUCAUGACUGCAAGCCCCAAAGAAGAUCGUGUCAACGUUUUGAGAAAUCUUAAUGCAAGACUCGAUGUGCUCGGCUCCAACGUUGCAGACAAACAGUACCUACUGGGCAUACGUCGUGCAAUCAUGUCACUAAGGACUGACAUGUUUGGUUCCAAUGACGUGGCGAGCGCAUGGCUUGCCAGUGCACGAUUAGCACGCAAAGCACGCUCUAUGACCCAGGCUUUCAACGCAGUCUUGAAAGCUUCAGCACUCGGGGACAAGUCAGCGGCGAUUGAGCAUGCGAAGCUCAUGUGGCUAGAAGGCCAUCAUCGGAAAGCUAUCCAAACAUUAGAAGGAGCCAUUGAAUCAGGCGCUUUUAUUGCCCAUGAUUAUGUCGCUGACGAUGGGGCGGUCACAAUGACCGUGGAGCAACGCCACAAUCAAAACGAAGUCACCGCUAAAGCCCACGUCUUGCUCGGGAAGUGGUUAGAUCAGGCUGGCCAAACACAAUCCGAGGUGAUUAGGAAGAUUUUCAGAAAGGCCACUGAAAGCUUCCGAAGGUGGGAGAAAGGCUGGUACCAUCUAGGACGCUAUUACAACAAAAUCCUGGAUUCAGAAAAAGCCAUGCCACCAGGCAAGGAAAGCCAGACAUUCCUCACAGGCGAAACUACUAAACUCGUCGUUGAAAACUACCUUCGAUCUCUGCUACACGGCAGCAAGUACGUCUUUCAGACACUGCCCAAGAUCUUGACUCUCUGGCUCGAACUUGUAGACGGAGCAGACGUUCAAGUUGACCCAAGACGUGGCAAUCCUCAAUUCCAUGCUCACAAUGCAGCCCAGCGGAAACGCAUCAUCGAAGAGACCAACAACCAGAUCAAGAAGUAUGUGGAGAGACUUCAGCCAGUAUUAUUGUACACGAUAUUGCCGCAGGUGAUUGCUCGAAUAUGCCAUCAGAACAAAGUCGUCUCCGAUGUCUUGGGAAAUAUCGUCACCAAGGUUGUCAGGGCAUUCCCCCAACAAGCCUUCUGGCCCUUACUUGCCGUAGUUGAAGCCAAGCAAAAAGAACGUGCAUCGAAAGGCUUGGAACUCGUCAGAAAAAUCGUUGAACUCCAAAAGAAAACAUCCAGGGAUGCGUCUGCGGCGGCAGAGCUCCGAAAUAUGUUUACAAGUGGGCAGAAGUUUAGCAAGGAGCUCCUUCGAGUGUCUGAGUACCCCAUUGAGACGAAAGUACCUCGAGUGAGCUUAUCGAGAGACUUGGGUUUCAACCACAAGAUUGCACCGUCAAAGUUGGUGGUACCAAACCAAGCAUGUCUUGUACCGAGCAUGCCAACAAGCUUCGAACCAGCGCAGAUUAAAGCAUUCCGGCCCUUUGCGAAAGAUCCUGUCACCAUCUCGGCAUUCAUCGAUGAGGCAUUGGUACUAGCAUCGCUACAGAAACCCCGAAGACUCACGAUUCGCGGAUCUGACGGAAACAUAUACAACGUGCUAGCAAAACCGAAGGACGAUCUUCGAAAAGACCAACGGCUGAUGGAAUUUAACACUAUGAUCAACCGCUUUCUCAAACGCGACGUCGAAGCGGCGAAGCGUCGGCUAUAUAUCCGAACAUAUGCAGUCAUUCCACUCAACGAAGAAUGCGGGUUGAUCGAGUGGGUGGACAACCUCAAAACAUUCCGAGAAAUCCUCCUCAAACUCUACAAAGACAAGUCAAUCUCGCCCAACUACAUGGAGAUCCGCAAUAUACUCGAUGAGGCAUGCUCAGGAGAUCCGGAAAAAAUCAAACUCUUCCCCAACAAAAUCCUCAAGAUGUUUCCACCAGUAUUCCACGAAUGGUUCGUAGAGUCAUUCCCCGAUCCAUCGGCAUGGUUCAACGCACGGUUACGAUACACACGAUCAGCAGCCGUCAUGUCGAUCGUCGGACACGUCCUUGGUCUGGGAGAUCGACAUGGCGAGAACAUAUUGUUCGAAGAAGACAACGGAGGAACGCUACACGUUGAUUUCAACUGUCUAUUCGACAAAGGCCUGACGUUUGAAAAACCCGAGAUGGUUCCCUUCCGACUCACACACAACAUGGUAGACGCAAUGGGUGUGUAUGGAUAUGAAGGUCCUUUCCGCCGCAGCAGCGAAAUCACAUUGGGUUUGUUGAGGAGUAAUGAGGAUGCGUUGAUGACGAUCCUGGAGACUUUCCUCCACGACCCUACGACAGAUUUCAUCAAUGCUGGCAAUCGCAAGAAGAAGGUCGUGAAUGGUGUGCCGAAUACUCCUGUUGAGGUUUUGGAUGGUGUCAGGAGUAAAGUUAGAGGUAUGUUGGCAGGUGAGAGCGUGCCGUUGAGUGUUGGUGGAUAUGUCGAAGAGAUGAUUCAUCGUGCUACCGAUCAUGUGAAUCUCUCGAGGAUGUAUAUAGGCUGGUGUGCGUUCUUUUGAUGGGGUGCGUAACGAAAGGUCGGUUGUUUUGGCAUGAUGAGAUAGUUAUGACAAUGACAAUGUGUGGCCUGGUCGUCCAGACGAUUAUU